This is a messenger RNA of Debaryomyces hansenii CBS767, 2478 nucleotides long. It is a transcript of the gene CLA4, whose product is annotated as serine/threonine protein kinase. The transcript has a single exon. The record is from RefSeq and is a predicted model, not a curated record. Gene Ontology annotation, biological process: protein phosphorylation; regulation of MAPK cascade; intracellular signal transduction. Gene Ontology annotation, cellular component: cytoplasm. The coding region runs from base 1 to 2478 and encodes 825 amino acids. Lineage: Eukaryota; Fungi; Ascomycota; Pichiomycetes; Serinales; Debaryomycetaceae. Gene Ontology annotation, molecular function: ATP binding; protein serine/threonine kinase activity.
AUGACGAGCAUUUAUACAUCAGACAUAAAGCAUCAUAGAAAGGCGCCUCCACCACCGUCCACGUCUAAUACGUUCAGGAGCAACAGCAGUAGCUCUGCUAGCAGUUCCAGUAAUGAUAAACAGUCGAUCAAGUUGAAUAUAAACUCUAAUAAGAGACAAUCGGGAUGGGUACAUAUUAAGGACGAUGGGAUUUUCACGUCUUUCCGGUGGAAUAAGCGAUUCAUGAUUAUAAACGAUAAGACGUUAAAUUUCUACAAGAAUGAGCCAACCAAUUUGCAUUCGUUCAAUGUACCGGACUCCAACCUGGUCAAUUCGAACAGUCCUGAUUUGUCGUUUCCGUUGAACUUGAUCAGCAGUAUAAACUUAAAGCCCAACUCGGGGUAUACUAAGGCGUCGCAGACAUUUGAGAUUGUGCCUAAAAACAGUGGGAAAUCGAUGUUGAUUUCUAUAAAAUCUAACAAUGACUAUUUGGACUGGUUAGACGCGUUUACCACUAAGUGUCCGUUGAUCAACAUUGGAAAUGAGAAUUCUGCCAACUCGGCCAUAAUCAAUGGUAAUACGGGAGUCUCGAACCCAAUAAACUUCACACAUAAAGUUCAUGUUGGUUUUGAUCCAGCGAGUGGUAAUUUCACUGGUUUACCAGACACCUGGAAAAAUUUGUUGCAACAUUCGAAGAUCACGAACGAGGACUGGAAGAAAAAUCCAGUAGCAGUUAUUGAAGUACUUGAAUUUUAUUCCGAUAUUAACGGGGGCUCGCCUGGUCUGACUCCAAUUAAUCUGCCUUCGAUCAAUAAUAAUAGCAAUAAAAAUGAUAGCUCAAGUAGUUUACAAGAAUGGACUAAGCAUCCUUCCAAACAAUUACAAUCAGCUCAACCGCAACAACCGGCGCAAUUCAAACCCAGUAGAGCAGCUCCGAAGCCUCCAGUUCCGUAUCAUUUAACUCAACAAAAGCCGCAAAGUAAUGUAUCCCCAUUAAACAAUUUAUUGCAGAAUUCUGAAAAGGCUGAUACAAAGAGGGAUUCGCAAAAUGACUUAAUACCUAUCAGAAGAGCGCCACCUCCUCCAACUUCAAAUAAGCUCAACCUCAAUCCUGAUAAAAACAAUAGUGCUCCUAACUUACCUGCCGGUCUAGGUAUAUCAGGUUCUUCAAAUUCAAUUCCAAAGCAAUUACCCCCUUAUUUGCCAAAGCAGAAGGAUUUAAAAAUUCAAACUCCAUCUACUGGUCUCAAUAAAUAUCCAUCUCCUCCUUCGAGCGCGCCAGCAGCGGGUCCAAGUUAUAUCAAGCCAUUUGGAUUAACGUCAAAACAAUCACAAUACCUGCAGCAACAAUCGCAACUGUCUCAUCAAGAACAACAAUCCCCUAAAAAUGCUGGCCCAAAGGAUAUUACCUCUCCACAGAAGCCUGAAGAGACUCCAAUCAAACCACUUCAACCUCGUCCUCAAAAACCUCAACAGCAACCGGACCAACCACAACUGCAGGUCAAAAAGGUCGCUUCUCCACAAAUGGGGCAAGGUAAAAUCAAGACUGCAAAACAGAUCAAGAAGGAACGUGAAAAGUUAAAUGAGAUGCAAAUUAUUGCUAAAUUAAAAUCUGUUGUUAAUAAUAAUGACCCAACUCCAUUAUUCAAGAUAAUUGAAAAAGCAGGACAAGGUGCAUCAGGCGCAGUUUAUUUAGCAGAAACUAAAAGCACAGGUAACAAGGUUGCUAUUAAACAAAUGGAUAUGAAUGUUCAACCAAGAAAAGAAUUGAUUAUUAAUGAAAUAUUGGUCAUGAAAGACUCACAACAUAAGAACAUUGUGAACUUCUUAGAUUCAUAUUUAAGAGGUUCAUCCGAUUUGUGGGUUAUCAUGGAAUAUAUGGAAGGUGGCUCCUUGACAGAAAUUAUUGAAAACAAUGAGUUCAAAUUAUCAGAAAAGCAAAUUGCCACGAUAUGUUUCGAAACAUUAAAAGGUUUACAACAUUUACAUAAAAAGCAUAUCAUUCAUAGAGAUAUAAAAUCCGAUAACGUUUUGUUGGAUGCGAAGGGUAAUGUUAAAAUAACUGAUUUCGGAUUCUGCGCCAAGUUAACUGAUCAAAGGAAUAAAAGAGCGACAAUGGUUGGUACUCCAUACUGGAUGGCCCCUGAAGUGGUCAAACAGAAAGAAUACGAUGCCAAGGUUGAUGUUUGGUCAUUGGGUAUUAUGACCAUUGAAAUGAUUGAAGGUGAACCUCCAUACUUGAAUGAAGAACCAUUAAAAGCUUUAUAUUUAAUUGCAACAAACGGUACACCAAAAUUAAAGAAGCCCGAAUUAUUAUCCAAUUCGAUUAAGAAGUUUUUAUCUAUUUGCUUAUGUGUAGAUGUUAGAUAUAGGGCACUGACAGAUGAGUUAAUUGAGCAUUCAUUCAUUCAACAUAAAUCAACUGAUGUUGAAGUAUUGGCACCUUUGUUAGAAUGGAAGAAAAACCCUCGUCCAGACUAUAGCGAUGAAGAAGAUUAA